Molecule: messenger RNA, 3489 nt
Organism: Lemur catta (Ring-tailed lemur)
Lineage: Eukaryota; Metazoa; Chordata; Mammalia; Primates; Lemuridae
Gene: SRP72
Product: signal recognition particle 72
Exons: 19
Coding region: 292-2307 (671 amino acids)
Biological process (GO): SRP-dependent cotranslational protein targeting to membrane
Cellular component (GO): signal recognition particle, endoplasmic reticulum targeting
Molecular function (GO): 7S RNA binding; ribosome binding; protein binding
Source: RefSeq, a predicted model, not a curated record
GCCUGGAAGCACGCUGCUUUAUGAGCCGAAACUGGUGAACCUCUUCUCAACCCCUUCCCGAAAUUCAAUGCCUCUUUUCUCCAGAGUUUCAGGUAAGGUGUUUCGACUUCAUUGAUGCAAAUUUCUUGCCACGAGGGCGGAAGAUUACAGUCUCUAAAGCUGUCUCAGGGCUGAAGACGGUCACGACCCCUCGACGCCUAGCAACCAUCAGCUUCCUCCUCCGCUUGGCUGCCUCGGAAAUCUUCUUCCGGGGCAGAGGUCGCCCCCGCCCCUCCCCUCCUCUCCUCCAAGAUGGCGAGCGGCGGCAGCGGGGGGGUUUCGGUACCUGCGCUGUGGAGUGAAGUGAACCGUUAUGGCCAGAACGGCGACUUCACGCGCGCUCUCAAGACCGUCAACAAGAUACUGCAGAUCAACAAAGAUGAUGUAACUGCCCUGCACUGUAAAGUGGUAUGCCUUAUUCAGAAUGGAAGUUUCAAGGAAGCCUUGAAUGUCAUCAAUACUCACACCAAAGUGUUAGCCAAUAACUCUCUCUCCUUUGAGAAGGCAUAUUGUGAGUAUAGGCUGAACAGAAUUGAGAAUGCCUUGAAGACAAUAGAAAGUGCCAACCAGCCAACAGGCAAACUAAAGGAGCUUUAUGGACAAGUGUUAUACCGUUUGGAACGCUAUGAUGAAUGUUUAGCAGUGUAUAGGGAUCUCGUCCGAAACUCUCAAGAUGAUUAUGAUGAGGAGAGGAAAACAAACCUUUCAGCGGUUGUUGCAGCUCAAAGCAAUUGGGAAAAAGUGGUUCCAGAGAACUUGGGCCUCCAAGAAGGCACACAUGAACUGUGCUACAAUGCUGCAUGUGCACUGAUAGGACAAGGCCAGCUCAACCGGGCAAUGAAAAUCCUACAGAAAGCUGAAGAUCUUUGCCGCCGUUCAUUGUCAGAAGACUCUGAUGGGACUGAGGAAGACCCACAGGCAGAACUGGCCAUCAUUCAUGGUCAGAUGGCCUAUAUUCUGCAGCUUCAGGGUCGUACAGAGGAAGCUUUGCAACUUUACAAUCAGAUAAUAAAACUAAAGCCGACAGAUGUGGGAUUACUAGCUGUAAUUGCAAAUAACAUCAUUACCAUUAACAAGGACCAAAAUGUCUUUGACUCAAAGAAGAAGGUGAAAUUAACCAAUGCAGAGGGAGUAGAAUUUAAGCUUUCCAAGAAACAACUACAAGCUAUAGAAUUUAACAAAGCUUUACUUGCGAUGUACACAAACCAGGCAGAACAAUGCCGCAAAAUAUCUGCCAGUUUGCAGUCCCAAAGUCCUGAGCAUCUCCUGCCUGUGUUAAUCCAAGCUGCCCAGCUCUGCCGCGAAAAGCAGCACACAAAAGCAAUAGAGCUGCUUCAGGAAUUUUCAGAUCAACAUCCAGAGAAUGCAGCUGAAAUUAAGCUGACCAUGGCACAGUUGAAAAUUUCUCAAGGUAAUAUUUCUAAAGCAUGUCUAAUAUUGAGAAGCAUAGAGGAGUUAAAGCAUAAACCAGGCAUGGUGUCUGCAUUAGUGACCAUGUACAGCCAUGAGGAAGACAUUGAUAGUGCCAUUGAGGUCUUCACACAAGCUAUCCAGUGGUACCAAAACCAUCAGCCCAAAUCUCCUGCUCAUUUAUCCUUGAUAAGAGAAGCUGCAAACUUUAAACUCAAAUAUGGGCGGAAGAAGGAGGCGAUUAGUGACCUAGAACAGCUAUGGAAACAAAAUCCAAAAGAUAUGCAUACCCUGGCACAGCUUAUUUCUGCCUACUCACUUGUAGAUCCAGAGAAAGCCAAAGCUCUUAGUAAACACUUGCCCUCGUCGGAUAGUAUGUCUCUAAAAGUAGAUGUUGAGGCUCUUGAAAAUUCUCCUGGUGCUACAUACAUUCGGAAGAAGGGCGGAAAAGUUACUGGAGAUAGUCAACCAAAGGAGCAAGGACAGGGAGAUUUGAAAAAGAAGAAGAAGAAAAAGAAGGGAAAACUACCUAAGAAUUAUGACCCAAAGGUUACCCCAGAUCCAGAAAGAUGGCUCCCAAUGCGGGAACGUUCUUAUUACCGAGGAAGAAAGAAGGGUAAAAAGAAGGAUCAGAUUGGAAAAGGGACCCAAGGAGCAACUGCAGGAGCUUCAUCUGAACUGGAUGCCAGUAAAACUGUGAGCAGCCCACCCACCUCCCCAAGACCUGGCAGUGCAGCAACAGUAUCUGCCUCUACAAGUAACAUCAUACCCCCAAGACAUCAGAAACCUGCAGGGGCUCCAGCAACAAAAAAGAAACAGCAACAGAAAAAGAAGAAAGGUGGAAAAGGUGGCUGGUGAUUAGAACAUUCUUGUUGCAGGCUGUUUUGAAACUAGUCUCAGUGACACUAGGAAAGUAAUAAAGGUAACACAGCAAGAAGCACAGAACUACUCCAUCUUCCAUCUCCAUAUUUUCAUAAAAUAAUUUCUUGUGCAUCAAAUAGGAAAACAUCUUCCUCAAACUCUGCCUAGUGAGAUUUGGCCUACUUGUACCACCCAGCUUUGCACAGGUUAUGAGUACUGAAAAUAACUGGGCAUAAAUUUAUCUACCUUGAUAUCUGUUGCAUCCUUUACCUUCGUGUGCUGAUUUGAUGUUUUUUCAGUUUCACAAACAAGGCACGUUAGCUGAGGUUUCCCAGGAUUUAAACAGAAACUACUUCUAUUUCAACCAGAGUCUGAAAAUAAUUGUUCCUAUUCAAGUCCCACCUUAAAUUGUGUCUUAGGCCUUUGGAGACUGAAAGUGGAAUCUUCUGAGCAUUCCAAAAUAUCCACUUAGAAAUAUCAUGUGAUUAAAAAGGGACCUUAUUAAUACACUGGUGUUCUUCACUUAAUUGAGUGGCCACAAGAAAAAUAAAGUAAUUGUCUUAAAUAAUUUUAACCAUAAAUCUCCAUCAUGUGAUUACUGGAAUGUGAGAUACUUUUCCAUAUUUAUAUAUGGCCCCUUUGUGUCCCAAGUCAUUUUCAGAUUAUGGUAAUAUGCUGAUUUAGCACCGUGAAAAGAACUCAAGGAAAAUAUAUCAACGUUGCAAGAAACUGACUCUUAGACCCAGUGUUCUGAGGUCAGAUGGGUUUGGACUGUCUCAAUCAGAAAGAUUAGAACAUGAACACUGACUUCCUACAUAGAGAGGAAAUCAGUACCCAGGUUCCAUGCCAGGGAGUAUUAAAAUCCAACAGGACUGUUUGGCCCAAUUAAUACUCAAAUGGCUUCUCUUUCUAGUUAUGGAUUAUGACCAUUCAUUGCCUUUCUCAAAGUAAUUAAGUAUUUUAUAGUCAAUUUGUGAUGUAAAUGUUGCUCUUGUCUUUCCUUGCUUACAAGGCACUUUCGCAUUGAACAGCUACGGGACAGACACAUUGGGAUGCCUACCCUUGUUAGUAUUCAUUCUAUGCUGCCCAAGAUAUCAUUUAAUUUAGACUUACGAGUAUUUCCUUGUGAUCAUGUUACUCCAUUCUUGUUAAUAAAGUGCUGCUGUGUUUGACUCUAAA